CUUGAUAAGGGCGUCCUUCUGGCGUGGCAAGUCGUGAGUUUUUCACAGCCCAUCAAGUGAUCAAGAAAACCCUCGAUGAAUGCCAGGAUGAAUGCCAGGAUGAAUGACCAAAACGCACAUGCUCCCACCGAGACUUCAGGAUUACUCGGUGACCGUUCGGGACCGCACUCAGACGUUGAUGUGGAAUCUCAGCUCCCUAGCGCCAUCUCCAAGGACGAACAGGCCCUGCACCUUUCUUCCAAGUCCAUCGGGGAGCGUCUCCCCUACAAUGACUACACCACCAUCGACUGGCUUCAUGAUCUUGUCAAAGACAGCGCCCGGCACCAAGCCCUGCACCGACCAGGCCUCAGGGCGCACAGGCUGGAGCUGUGGUGGGAUGCCGCCGAGGGAUGGGUUGCCGCGUUCAUCAUUGGCAUCCUGACCGCCGUUGUGGCGUUCCUGGUGGACGUCAGCGUUGCGAGUGUCGCAGACUGGAAGGAAGGGAGGUGUGCCGACACCGACGCCGGUGGCGGCUGGUGGCUGAAUGGUGAGAGGUGUGGUGGCAACGCGUGGAGGCCGUGGUCGGCUUCCUGGGGAGGCGCGUACGGGAUAUAUGUCUGCGUUGCUCUUGUGUACGGGCUGAUUGCCGGUGGUGUGACCAUGCUCACCAAGGCUACGCUGCCAGCCGCAGAGAGCGUAGACGAUGAGACUGACGAGACGCCGGGAUCACCGUUCCAGAGCAAUGUCCACUUUACCGAGACCGCCACUGGCAAGACAAUGUUCAUGGCUGCGGGAAGCGGGAUUCCAGAAAUCAAGACUAUCCUGUCGGGAUUUGUCAUCCCUCACUUCCUUGACUUCAAAGUACUGGUUGUCAAGGCUGUGGGUGCCACUUUCGCCGUGGGGACGGGCCUGAACUUGGGAAAGGAAGGGCCCUUUGUCCACAUAUCCACAUGUGUUGGAUUCCUGGUCGCCAGAUGGUUUCCCAAGUACAAUGGCAACGGCAGGAAGAUGAGGGAGAUGCUCAGUGUUGCCUGUUCUGCCGGUCUGUCUGUGGCGUUCGGUGCACCCAUAGGUGGAGUGCUCUUCAGUUACGAGGAGGUCAGCACAUAUUUCCCCCGUCCUGUGCUCUGGCAAGCCUUCCUCUGCUCGCUCGUCGCAGCAGUCACCCUGAAGGAGCUCAAUCCGACCGGCACAGGCAAACUCGUUCUCUUCGAGACAAACUACGGGGUCAAUUAUGACGCUGUCCAUUACAUCGUCUUCGUCCUGCUGGGCAUAUGUGGCGGCAUCUUUGGUGGUAUCUUCUGCAAGGCAAACUUUCACUGGUCCAAGUUCUUCCGGAAACAUCCGCUCAUCAAAAACCACCCAGUGUUUGAGGUCCUUCUCGUCGUACUGUUGACCUCUCUGCUGCAGUUUCCAAAUAGACUUAUCCGGUCAACUGGGGAUGUAGUCAUGGCUGAGCUGUUGGUUGACUGCAAUGAGCCGGAAGAUGUGACGAUGUCAUAUGUUUGCGAAAUGGAGGCCCUGGAGGACAAAUCUAAGUACUACGUGUGGCUAGGAACGGGUGCAUUGGUCAAGCUACUGCUAAUGAUCAUCACCUUCGGCUGCAAAGUUCCUUCGGGGAUCAUCAUCCCUGCACUGGACGCUGGUGCAUUGUUCGGACGCAUGGUCGGUCAAGCGCCAUUUCUUGUUCACUCCAUUUCUCCAGGUAUUUUUGCAAUGAUCGGUGCAGCAGCAUUUCUCGCCGGUGUAUCUCGGAUGACAGUGAGUCUUGCGGUCAUCAUGUUCGAGCUCACAGGCGAGGUGAACUUUAUUCCUCCUUUCAUGGUUGCCAUUCUUACCAGCAAUGUCUAUGAUUUGAGCCAGCACUUGCUGGGGCACCCAUUCUUGGAUGUUGAGCAUUCUUUGGCGAAAGUGCGGGAGGCAGGACGCGGAACGCUGGAGGAUCUGAUACCACCAAAGAACACAAUGGAAGAGAUCACAGUUCACAUGGGGCCAGAUGGGAUCAUAAGCAGGCAGCUUCUGCGCAGAAAACUAUCGCAGCUGAAGGCAAGGGGCUUGAUGGAUGCUGGGUUGGUAUUGGUCAACGCACAGGGCAUAUGUCAUGGCUAUCUACCCGAGGCAGAACUCGAGUACGCCCUGACGCUCAAGGAAUACGCGGAAGACGCCAAUGAAGACGGCACUGGCCAACAGUACGAGGUUGACUUGGUCAGAGGGCCAAUAUCGGACUUUGUUAACCGCACACCUUUGACUAUCCCCUCAACGGCACCGGUCGAGUAUGCCGUUGAGAUGUUCGGCAAGCUGGGAUUACGAUAUCUGGUCAUUGUCGAAGAGGACAGCGCCAAGGUGCUUGGUCUGGUCAUCAAAAAGCGGCUGGUGAAGUAUCUGGACGGACUGAAAAGCACAUAG
Diaporthe batatas is the source of this 2385-nucleotide messenger RNA. RefSeq lists its product as uncharacterized. The record is from RefSeq and is a predicted model, not a curated record. Gene Ontology annotation, biological process: chloride transport; transmembrane transport. Gene Ontology annotation, cellular component: early endosome; Golgi apparatus; membrane. Bases 76 to 2385 code for a protein of 769 amino acids. Gene Ontology annotation, molecular function: voltage-gated chloride channel activity. The transcript is spliced from 3 exons. Lineage: Eukaryota; Fungi; Ascomycota; Sordariomycetes; Diaporthales; Diaporthaceae.